UAUAUUGUUCAGUCAUAUUCAAACAAACAGUUGACGUAGACGCAAAAUGGAUUCAAGUGGCAUAGUCCCGGAUAUUAUUGACAAUAAGCCUAAAGGAUUACUACAGGUUACUUAUCCAAGUGGUGUUGAAGUAGAACUUGGUAAAGAACUGACCCCCACUCAGGUAAAGGAUCAACCUACAGUCAGAUGGGAGGCGGAAGAUAAUGCUUUGUAUACUUUGUUUAUGGUAGACCCCGAUGCACCAUCACGUGCCGAACCAAUUUAUCGGGAAAUUUUACACUGGUUGGUUAUUAAUAUUCCAGGCAAUAAAGUAGCGGAAGGUCAAACUGUUGCGGAAUACAGGGGGUCUGGUCCACCAGAGGGCAGUGGCUUACACCGUUAUGUUUUCUUAGUCUUCAAACAGUCGGGCAAGAUCGAAAGUACAAAAUUCAUACCUAAAACGUCUCGUGAAGGUCGUAUAAAGGUGACGACAAGAGAUUCCAUUGCAAAACAUAAUUUGGGUGAUCCGAUCGCUGGAAACCUUUAUCAGGCGCAAUACGAUGAUUAUGUGCUGGUAUUAAGAGCACAAACUGUUAACUAAUUGUAGAAACAUAUAAUAUAACAGAUUUAUUUUGUUUUAUUUAUAUAUGUACAUACGCAUGUUUUAACAAAUAUAUCAAA
Molecule: messenger RNA, 660 nt
Organism: Bactrocera latifrons
Lineage: Eukaryota; Metazoa; Arthropoda; Insecta; Diptera; Tephritidae
Product: phosphatidylethanolamine-binding protein homolog F40A3.3-like
Exons: 3
Coding region: 47-580 (177 amino acids)
Source: RefSeq, a predicted model, not a curated record